AUCACAUUCGUGUGGCAUGCGGUACAUAAUGUUUGCCGUGCUCAUCUAUGGAUGUCUGUUGCUUCAUGCCUCGGCCAGCGAGGCGAAGGCGACAGCCCUGCCCAUGAUGACAACGACGACGGCGCCAAUUUCAAUUCCAAUAGCCUUAAAUUUAAGUGAACAGCGCGCCCAAAAACGCGAUGUUGCCCAUGUGCCUGAUGAUGACUAUGACGCCAGUUAUCCCGAUGAUAUCGAUGACCUUGAGGACUUGAUAAAUAAUAAGUCAGCUAAAGGAAAAUACAUUGGAGCGCCCUGCAAUGAUAUGAAAUGUGAUGCCAAUUUGUUGCACGUGCGCUGCGAUAAGGAGACGCUUACUUGCAGCUGCGAGAAGAAUUAUCCCGUGCAGCUUGGACUGAUAAAGGGUUGCGACAAACCGAAGAAGCUUGGAGAGCAGUGUUUCUAUCAUGAGACCUGCAUCUACUCAGACGAGAACUCCCUAUGUGUUCAGGUGCGACACAAUGCGAUGUGUCAGUGUGCAAAUGGUUUCCAUUCGGUGAGCUACUCAAAGCCAACAAGGCGUGUGUUCUGCACGCAAGAUCUCAGUGAAAUGGGCUCGGAUUUGCCUACUCUCCUGGGCGUCUCGACGGGCAUUGCGGUGCUGGCGGGCCUCAUCUGUAUGGUGCUGCAUCUGUUUAGCAAAACGAAGUAUCCGCGACACAGGAAUUUCGCAGAUGCCAACAUACCACCGCCCAUACUCUACUCCAGUGAUACAGGUAUACCUCUGACCGUGCACUCGGGUCGUCCAUCGUCGCGCUCCAGCAUACGGUCGACGGGAUCGAUCGGCUCCUAUGGCAAUCGACGUGCCUCGGCCGGCGGGCUAACUGGUGGCGGUGUUAGCAAUGCCGGCGGCGGCGGCGGCGGUGCCAGCGGCUCAAAGGGCAUACUGGUGUCCACGUCACGUACAGGUUCUCGAAGACCAAGUCUAGCGUCUGUCCACAGCACAAGCUCCUCGGUGCGCAGCUACAGCAUGAUGCGCUUCGAGAAGGAGGUGCAGCAGAAGGAGAUACGGCAGGAGAUGAAGUUGCGUCUGGCGCGGCUGCAGCAACAACAGCACUUGACCCAGAACAAGCCUCAAAUAGUAAUAGGGGAGGCACUGCUUCAGCAUGGGGCACUCAGUCGCGUCACUAUGGCCACGCCCAGUCCCCUGACGCCCAACUCCUUGGACGAGCUGUUGCCAUCGUUGGAUGAGAACCAGGAGUAUCCGCCUAGGCUGGAGACAACAUUCAAGCAGCUAGUACAGCCCCAGGUGCUGCGCAACAUAACCACAACCCCAAGUCCAAAAGCCAGUCGCACAAGGAGUGCACCAAUGGCCGAACACGCGCAGGACCCUAAUGCCAAUGGAUAUAAUGGUCCUUGCAGCUCAUCGACUGAGGCACUCUAAAAAUGGUCUUAAACAGUAGCUUAUAUAUAGUAUAUAGUACAAGUAGUAGACUUUAUUUAUUACAUAAAAUUAGUUAAAUUAUAAUUAGCUACAAUAAUUA
Molecule: messenger RNA, 1520 nt
Organism: Scaptodrosophila lebanonensis
Lineage: Eukaryota; Metazoa; Arthropoda; Insecta; Diptera; Drosophilidae
Exons: 7
Coding region: 17-1420 (467 amino acids)
Source: RefSeq, a predicted model, not a curated record